CGCCGAUUAUGCAAUUGACCCGUAAUAUUUCGCGAUCGCGGCUCCGAUGUCGUUUGCGAAUGAGGAGAGUCGCGCAUUGUUGAUCGCGCGUGUAUCGUGUAUGCGCGUAACGCGCGACGGUGAACACGUGUUUAGACGCACGGAUCCAUCAUCGGUACGCGUGUGUGCGCGUAUAUAUAUUGGUACUGCGGAUGUUAGAUGCAGAAGAUAAUUGCUGGGUGACAAACCAGAAUGGCCGGUGCUGUAUACGUGAUAGGAAUUUUGCUGUUGGGAGGAGCAGCAGCUUGGACCAGUGACAUUAUACCUGAUAUAACUGUACAUAUGAAUCAAGUGAUAUCUGUGCCGUUCAGCAUACAUAAUGUCAGUUCGCCCAAUCCACAAGCAUGGACUGUUAGCGCAGAUCAUCAUAUUGCAAUACCGAGUUACCAAGUGACAACGUUAAACAAAACUUCUUUUAACGGUGUUUUAAAUAUCACUGGCGUAUUCCUUGGUAGGACGAAAUUAACGUUUACUCUGGCAGAAACGACGGAUAUUUUUUCAGAAAACAGUCAGGAAGUGUCUCUUAUUACCGUAACACGAGAGGAACGCACAAUAGACUCUAUAUUUACUGCCAGUGUAGCAAUACUUGUAUCCAUCUUGUAUAUUAAUUUUGGCUGUGCCAUGGACUGGAGUGUAUGCCGCGAUACAUUAAGAAGACCGAUAGGUCCAGCCAUAGGUUUCUUCUGCCAGUUUCUGAUCAUGCCAUUGUUAAGUUUUCUCAUUGGACAUCUUUUAUUUCCUGAUCGUCCCGAACUGCAAAUAGGCAUGUUCUUCACAGGAAUAAGUCCAAGCGGUGGCGCUUCCAACAUGUGGACACUGCUACUUGAUGGCAAUCUAAAUCUUUCGAUCACCAUGACUACUAUAUGUACCAUUGCUGCAUUUGGAAUGAUGCCGUUUUGGGUCUUUACGUUGGGCAGAUAUAUUUUCGCACAGGGAGCAAUUGCAGUUCCCUAUCGUCACAUCGGCACGUUUGUGAUCGGUCUCAUAAUUCCACUGGCCAUAGGAUUUUUCAUUCAAAAAAAGUUUCCAAGGGUAUCGAAGAUAUUGGUCCGAAUAAUGAAACCUUUCUCUAUGGUCUUAAUUUUAUUCAUCAUUAUAUUCGCUAUCACGACUAAUCUAUAUAUAUUCAAAUUGUUUUCGUGGGAGAUUAUAAUUGCGGGAAUGAGUCUACCUUGGUUGGGCUUUACGUUUGGCUUUAUAAUAGCGUAUAUCUGCAAACAAUCUCAAGCUGAUAUACGGGCGAUUGCUAUUGAAACUGGCAUUCAAAACACGGGCGUGGCCAUCUUUUUGUUACGAUUUACAUUGAAGCCACCCUCUGACGACCUAACUACUGUGGUUCCUGUAGCUACUGCGAUGAUGACGCCAGUACCAUUAACAAUUCUAUUUAUAAUAAAAUUGAUUUAUCGAUACAGACAGAAAACAAAAGCAAAAGUAACAUUAGAUCCUGUUCCGUCAUUAGAAAAGCUCCAACAAACGGAUAUUUCUACCAUCACACAGUUAAAUGAAUCUAGAUUGAUUGAUCGUGCACACACAGAAUAAUGGAACCAACAAAUCAACGUAGAAUAAGACAGUUGAUAAGACAACUCAGCAGUUGUUCUGUUGAACGCGGCUAAUGAUGUCUUGGAUUUGCAUUAAUGACAUAUAAGGAAGAACUAUAUAUAUUUUUUAUAUAUUUCAUAUAUUAAUGUUAAAAAUCUAAAUUUUAGUAAGGAUAGGAUGGUUGUGGAUCAUAUCAUAUAAUUAUUUAUAAAAAUGUCUAUGUCUACCGUUACUGUCGAACAAUACUGUUGCAACAGUACUGUUGUUGAGAUUGUUGAGAUGUAUUUUUUACGCCGAUGAUACUUAUUAAUUAUAAUAGUAAUUCGAUUUAUUUAGAUACAGCGAGGAACGGUUGUUAGCGAACAAAAAUAUUUGUUAAAUAUUUUAUAAGUAUUGAAAAUCUCGUCUGCAUUUAUAUAUUUUAUUUUUUAAUG
Molecule: messenger RNA, 2012 nt
Organism: Temnothorax curvispinosus
Lineage: Eukaryota; Metazoa; Arthropoda; Insecta; Hymenoptera; Formicidae
Product: ileal sodium/bile acid cotransporter
Exons: 9
Coding region: 232-1578 (448 amino acids)
Cellular component (GO): membrane
Source: RefSeq, a predicted model, not a curated record